Ixodes scapularis (black-legged tick) is the source of this 1711-nucleotide messenger RNA. Its product is annotated as cytochrome P450 4C1. The record is from RefSeq and is a predicted model, not a curated record. The transcript has 11 exons. Lineage: Eukaryota; Metazoa; Arthropoda; Arachnida; Ixodida; Ixodidae. The coding region runs from base 1 to 1602 and encodes 533 amino acids. Gene Ontology annotation, molecular function: iron ion binding; oxidoreductase activity, acting on paired donors, with incorporation or reduction of molecular oxygen; monooxygenase activity.
AUGGCUGUACACUUGCUGUCGACGUCCUCGUACUUCUCGCUGUUCGCAGGAAACGUGUCAUGGAUUUUAGGACUGUCUCUGAGUGUCUUAUUAGCCGUUCCGUUCGUUCGGUGGUUUCGAGUGUGGAAGGCACUAAGGCCCUUACCAGGACCGUGGGACACCGUGCCCUUCUGGUUCCUUUUCGACAACCUCAGGGACAGAGCCCGAAAGCACAGAGCAUACAAGUACCGUACAGCAUGGAUAUUCAGCACAUUUUGCACCUUGUGGAAGCAGUACCCAAACCAAAUUUUCAAAUUUUAUCUUGGAAUGACUCCCGUCGUCUUUGUGCACACCCCUGAUGCAGUAGAGGCAUUACUGACGAGCACCGUCAACCAAAACAAGCCGUUCCUGUAUCAUUUCGUUGCACCGUGGUUGGGACCAAACAACCUUCUGUUGGCAACGGGUGAGCCUUGGCGCUUCAAGAGGAAGCUGUUGACGCCAGCCUUUCAUUUUCGUGUCCUGCACAACUACUUGCGCAUUUUCAACGAGAGCGGCGACUUAUUGGUGAGGCGCAUCUGCUCGCUCGUCGAUGAGACGCCCAAUGAGCCCAUACGCCUCUUCAAGAUAACGCAGAAGUGCGCCAUGGACAUCAUUGGAGAAGUUACGAUGGGAGCAAAACUACAGCUGCAAGAAAACAAGAAUCUCUUCUUCAUGAAAUCUUUCAAUCGGGCGAUGUUCCUUCUUUCAGUCAGAUUUGGCACACCAUGGCUCUGGAUUCAAAAGAUAUAUGACAUUUCGCGCGGGGGAAAAAUAUUCAUGGCGGACCUUGGAAAAAUGAGGGAACUCACUUACUCAGUUAUGCGGAGGCGAAAAGAGAAACUGCAGUCCACUGAAAUCAUCCCGAAAUCUGGAUCUGAAGAGGAGGAAUUCAAUUCAGGAGGCGAGACGUCGCUGAUGAACAGGCUCCUGCAAAAACAUAUUCAAGACAGUAGUUACACGUUGAGUGACGUCAGAAACGACAUCGACACAAUCAUUGCCGCAGGCAACGACACAACCACGACAUGCAUGUGUUGGACACUGCACUAUCUCGGACUUUACUCCGAGGUCCAGGCAAAAGUGCACCGGGAACUCGAUGAAGUAUUUGGGAACGACAGAGAGGGCGAAAUCACAGCAAGUCACCUUGCGCAACUGAAGUAUUUGGAGUGUUGUCUAAAGGAGGCUCUGCGGUUAUAUCCGUCGUUUCCUAUGAUCGGAAGGGUGCUUGAUGAAGAACUCGAAAUGGAAGGCCACGUUAUACCAAAGGGUGUGAUGUGCUUCAUAGGUAUUUAUAGCCUUCACAGAAACCCGAAGUAUUUUAAAGACCCCGAGAAGUUCAUGCCUGAGAGAUUCCUUUCUGACGAGAUCAGGACACGACACCCGUUCAGCUACAUUCCUUUCUCUGGAGGCUCCAAGAACUGCAUCGGCCAGAAAUUUGCCAUGUUGGAGAUGAAGCUGCUGAUGGCGAAGGUGCUUCGCGAGUGCAAAAUUGUCUCCUCGGAACCCCUAGAGAGUCUCGAUGUGGCCUACGAAAUUAUUGUGAAGGAUAUUGGAGGUAACAAAGUGUGGGUACAAAGACGAACAUGAAUACACUCACCCGAGCGAUGAACGCCCAGUCGCAUUCAAAUACCAUCCUUCGCCAACUGUCAAAGCAAUCCUCUUCAGGGAUACCUUUUUUUAUUAUAUUUAAAUAAAA